AUGAAGCUGCUGCGCCGGGCGUGGCGGCACCGGACAGCGCUGGGCCUGAGCGGCCUGGCGCUCUGCGGCGCCGCCCUGCUGUACCUGGCUCGCUGCGCGGUCGAGGGGCCGCGGUCGGGCCGCCUCCCACCUCCUGUAGGGGCCGCCGCUCGCGCCGCCCCCACCCCAGCCCUGUUGGCGGUGCUGGUGGCCAGCGCGCCUCGGGCGGCGGAGCGGCGCAGCAUCGUCCGCAGCACGUGGCUGGCGGCUUCGCGGCGCGGUGGCCCGGGCGACGUGUGGGCGCGUUUCGCGGUGGGCACGGCCGGCUUGGGUGCCGACGAGCUGCGCGCCCUGGAGCGCGAGCAGGUGCGGCACGGCGACCUCUUGCUGCUGCCUACCCUGCGCGACUCUUACGAGAACCUGACGGCCAAGGUGCUGGCCAUGUUGACCUGGCUGGACGAGCAUGUGGCCUUUGAGUUCGUGCUCAAGGCGGACGACGACUCAUUUGUGCGACUGGAUGCGAUGGUGGCCGAGCUGCGCGCACGCGACCCGCCGCGCCGCCGCCGUCUCUACUGGGGCUUCUUCUCCGGCCGCGGCCGCGUCAAGCCCGGCGGCCGGUGGCGUGAGGGCGCCUGGCAGCUCUGCGACUACUACCUGCCCUAUGCGCUGGGAGGUGGCUAUGUGCUCUCCGCCGACCUAGUACACUACCUGCGGCUGAGCCGCGAGUAUCUGCGCGCGUGGCACAGCGAGGACGUGUCGCUGGGCGCCUGGUUGGCCCCUGUGGACGUGCAGCGUGAGCACGACCCACGCUUCGACACUGAGUAUAAGUCCCGCGGCUGCAGCAACCAGUACCUGGUGACACACAAGCAGAGCUUGGAGGACAUGUUGGAGAAGCACCAAACGCUGAUGCGCGAGGGCCGCCUCUGCAAAGAGGAGGUGCGGCUGCGCCUCUCAUACAUCUACGACUGGUCGGCACCGCCCUCACAGUGCUGCCAGAGGAAGGAGGGCAUCCCCUGAGCUGCCUCUGGCCCUGAGCGACAACUGAAAACUGGUGCUGGAGAGUAGAUCGCCGGCCCGACGAGCAGGGAGGGUCACUGGGGGCUUGUGGGCCACGCAGCUUAGGUGAAGGAGGGUUUGCGAAAGCCCCACAAGCCCUUCAGUGGCCUCCCCCAGGCUUUUCGCUGGCGUGGCUGACAGGUUCCGGCCGGUUUUCCAGGAUGAAUCCAGCCGUGGAGGGGCAUCUGGUUUAUCCAGUGACCAGCAGAGCUUUCAAACAAAUGCCAAACAUCGCUGAACAACACCUGGGCCCCACCUCCAACUGCUGCGUCCAGGAGAGUGUCUCUCAGUGGCCAUUCGUUCUCCAGAGGUUCUUGUUCAGGCCUGGGAGACUCUAGGGGAUACCAGGGCAACACGUUGCACCCACUUACAAUGUCCUUGACUUCAGCCAGUCUGAACCAGGACCCUGGGAGAUGCCCUGCUUUGGGUGUGAAAACGUCCUGUCCGCAGGGGAGGGGAGCCUGAGACUGGAGCUGGCAGGCACUUGCAGAACAUGAACCAAAAGAAUCAAGACAGCUGGAGUGGGGACUGAAUCAUUUCCCCCAUCUCACUAUCCACUUAAGAAACUGCCUUGAACAGAGCACAGGCCACAGGGAAUGUACUUCCUGACCUGCCCGUGUUGCAGCCAAAACGGCUUUUGCCAAAAUUACCGUUGUUUUAUUGGAAUUGUUUGUCAUGUACAAGGUCUAGGAUUUGAUUUUGUUUUGUAUUAAUUAGCUUUAAUGGUAGUUUGGCCUGUGUGUCUCCUUAGAGUGAAUUUGUUGUAAAUAUAAUUCAACAUUCGCCUGUGAUGUAUUUAUAAAUACUGUAAAUUUGUAUAGAUAAGAGUUUAAAUUGGGAGUGUGUAGUUCUCAGUAUUUUUUAAAUUAUUUAAGAAAAGACUUUUAUAUCAGAACUUGGAAUUUGUGGAUUAAUCUGUUUUUAAAACUUGAGUCGUAGGCUUCGUUGCUGCGUGUGUUUAAACUUGAAAGAAUUCUAAAACUCCGUUUCUCUUUUAAGUUUACACAUAAAUCACGCCCCACGUCUCUCUAAAAAGAUGCCUUUUAAGGCUUCCUUAUGGCGUGUGGACUGUCAGGACCUGUGUCGAUCACACUGAGUGAGUGUUUCUCUUUGGAUUCCGGGUCCACGUUCCAAGAAUCUGAGCUGUGGAAAGUGUUGAUGAGGUUUCCCAAGUUCUGUCUUAAGAAAACAGUGUUUGCUGGUAGGUGUUUGAGAGACAGCUCGUUCACUUGCUCUGCCUGACCGACCCUCUUGCACAUGCCAACAUCCUCAGAAGCUCUGGAUGCCAACUUUUCGUUUUUGUUUUUGUUCUUCUUAAAUGUGAAAAGUGAACACUAUGGUCCUUGCGAAAGUAAAAUAAAGUAGCACCGGGAACAACUAGACAGUACGCGCCUUUCAGUCUCCUGUGGUGUGUGACUGUCAUGCGUUUUGUUUUAGACUCUGACUCGUGUUUUCUAUCUGGGUAACCUGGGCUGUAUUCCUGCCCCAGUCUUUGUAUUCCCACUUUGGGGCAAUUUUUUUUUUCCUUCCAGACAAAAAAUUUAAGAAUAUUUAUUCAACCAUAUGAAUUGGACAAGGGCUACAAAGUUCUGAUUUGCAUUUUCGCCGCCCGUUCCUAGGCGUUCUCAGGCCAUGAGCAUAAGAUCAGGUUUGGAUUAUUUUUGUUUCAAGGCAGAAGAAUAUCUGCAAUUGCUUUUCUUGCCAGUAGUCUCGGGAUAAAGCCCUGGACUGUAAAGAAGUUUGGACGAGGUUUUGUGACCCGUGACGGAGAUGCUUUUCCCACCUUUACUCAGUAGGGGUUGAACAGAUCUGAUUACAAGAAGCUGUGAGCUCUUUGCUGGCCAUCUUAGAGCCCAGGCUGACAUCCCUUGGAAUACCUUGUGUGAGCCUUGGAAUAACCUGGGGAGCGGGUGCAUUCAGGUCUUCGAUUUUCAGAUGAGGAAAUGGGUGCUUAGAAAGGCCGACAGGACCACACAGCCAGCAGUAGAGUCAGGAGUCAGUCCAAGGGCUGGACUCUCAGAUUUCACUCUUAUCACAGCCUGGUUCUGCCAGAGCUGUUUCUCUGGAGGUGAGCCACCACGGAAAACGGGCAAAUGUCCACAACACUUUAAGUAGGACUUUUUAAAAUUCAUGCACGUGUUUGCUAAUUGUUUAGGAAACAAAUUCACCUUACAGUUAAAAAAAAAAAAAAAAAAAAGUCCAUUAGACAAGUUCCUAAACCAGUGACGGCAACGUUUCCUGUGGUCCUUGCAAGCUUUAGGACUAGUGUGAACCACAGGAAAUUGCCAGUAUGCAGCUGUUUUGACCCACAAAAAAAAAAUUUCAUAUUGUUCAGCCUAAAAAAUUACAUCUUAAAACAACAUACCACAGCCUGGGCUGACCACUCACAUCGUGCUGCGGUUAACGUGGUAGUAGGUCUCAGGAGGGUUCGUCACAGCUGUAAGGGGCAACCUGAAGGAUCUUCGUGGGGGUGCAGUGUUGUGCGUUGUGACUGUCAACAUCACUAUCCUGGUUGUGACCUUGGUUACCACUGAGUGCCCCUUGUGUACUGUGACCCACAGUUGCCCGCUUAUCCUUGAACCUAGAGAUGGUAGAAUUCACCAGAACCCGUGUAAUGCCUGGCUUUCACCAGCCCCUGCCUAAGCUCCAAUUUUCGCUCUUGUUUUGACUCCCCAAACCUGCGCUGCAGAUUCCUCCCGCCGGUACCUGGUUGCGCCCUUCCUGUUUCUGGCACCCUCCCCUGCCAAUGGCUUCCCUUGGUCCCCCUCUCCCAGGAAGCCACCAGCAUCACCCCCCAGGGCACAGUGUGACCCUGUGUCUUUCAGGUAAGGCUCUCAGCCCCUGGCACCCAGCAUGUAGCCACAACUGUUCUGUGAGGAAGACUAUGGCCAGGUGCCCACUAGCCAGCCACCUGCUGGGACUUGCAACAGGCACAAAGAGCUGUCUGAGCCUGGGCCCACUGAGGGCUGUGCACCUGUGCCUCUCAGAGCCACCCACAGGUCCCUGCCUGCCCACCCACCACCUGGAGGUCCACAGUGGGCUUCAACCAUGGGUCUCAAACUCCCAAAGCCCUUUGACCUCCUGACUCCAGGUGGACCCACUGGGACUCUGGCCUCUGGCCUCUCCCAGCCCCAGGCGUCACUGAGCCCUUGCCCCCCAGGGCUCAGAGCAGACACCAGGGAGGCCUCCGUUGGAGUUUUGUGAGCUGGCCUGGUACAGGGUGGCCCUCUUAGGCUGAGAUGGGACCCACGUUGCCUGGGCU
Molecule: messenger RNA, 4297 nt
Organism: Loxodonta africana (African savanna elephant)
Lineage: Eukaryota; Metazoa; Chordata; Mammalia; Proboscidea; Elephantidae
Gene: B3GALT6
Product: beta-1,3-galactosyltransferase 6
Exons: 1
Coding region: 1-996 (331 amino acids)
Biological process (GO): glycosaminoglycan biosynthetic process
Cellular component (GO): Golgi membrane
Molecular function (GO): UDP-galactosyltransferase activity
Source: RefSeq, a predicted model, not a curated record